Molecule: messenger RNA, 2380 nt
Organism: Mus caroli (Ryukyu mouse)
Lineage: Eukaryota; Metazoa; Chordata; Mammalia; Rodentia; Muridae
Gene: Rrp8
Product: ribosomal RNA processing 8
Biological process (GO): regulation of transcription by glucose; cellular response to glucose starvation; rDNA heterochromatin formation
Cellular component (GO): rDNA heterochromatin; chromatin silencing complex; nucleolus
Molecular function (GO): methyltransferase activity
Source: RefSeq, a predicted model, not a curated record
UGCCUCUCUAGCUCGCCAGCGGCUACGCUCGAUGGUGCUCUGCUCCGUGAAGGCCGCUCUAGCUACCACAGAAUUUCACUCGGUGGCUUCCGGCCCGGUUUGGUCCGACUCCAGCCCUAAGAUUCCCUGACGCGCGCUGCACGUGGGCCAGAGCGUAGGCCCCUCCGGCCCUGCGGGCUACCGGUGGUAUGUUCGAAGAGCCCGAAUGGGUGGAGGCGGCCCCAGCCAUCGUGGGCCUAGGGGCCGCGACAGCACAGGUUCGGCCGGCGACUGCCCCGCCAGUCAAGGGACGCAAGCGCCGCCAUCUCUUGGCUACGUUACGGGCUCUGGAAGCAGCAUCUCUCUCCCAGCAAACCCCCAGCCUACCUGGCAGUGACUCUGAGGAGGAGGAGGAGGUAGGAAAGAAGAAGAGACCCCUCCAAAGGCCCUCACUUGCCAGCGUCUCAAAGGAAGUAGGGAAGAAAAGAAAAGGGAAAUGUCAGAAACAGGCGCCAUCCAUCAGUGACUCUGAGGGGAAAGAAGUAAGAAGAAAAUGCCACAGACAAGCUCCUCCUCUUGGUGGGAUCUCUGCUGGAGAAGAAAAAGGAAAGAGGAAAUGUCAGGAAUACUCCUCUUUACACCUAACCCAGCCCCUGGACAGUGUUGACCAAACAGUUCACAAUUCCAGGACAAGUACUGCUACAAUUGACCCAUCCAAGCCAAGCCCUGAGUCUAUGUCACCUAAUUCCUCACACACCCUGAGCCGCAAGCAGUGGCGGAACCGGCAGAAAAAUAAGCGGAGACACAAGAACAAAUUUCGGCCACUCCAGACACCAGAGCAGGCUCCUCCCGAGGCUUCCAUAGAGGAGACUGAGGUGCCUCCUGCCCCAAAGUCAGAUAGUCAAGAGUCUAGAGCUGGAGCCCUGCGAGCACGCAUGACACAACGCCUGGAUGGGGCCCGAUUUCGCUACCUUAAUGAACAGUUGUACUCAGGGCCCAGCAGUGCUGCCCAACGCCUAUUCCAGGAAGACCCUGAGGCUUUUCUCCUUUAUCACCGUGGCUUUCAGAGACAAGUAAAGAAGUGGCCACUGCACCCGGUGGACCGUAUUGCCAAAGAUCUCCGCCAGAAGCCUGCAUCCUUAGUGGUAGCUGACUUUGGCUGUGGAGAUUGCCGCCUAGCUUCAAGUGUCCGGAACCCUGUGCACUGUUUUGAUUUGGCUUCUCUGGACCCCAGGGUCACAGUAUGUGACAUGGCCCAGGUGCCUCUGGAGGAUGAAUCUGUAGAUGUGGCUGUGUUUUGUCUUUCACUGAUGGGAACUAACAUCAGGGACUUCCUUGAGGAGGCAAAUCGAGUGCUAAAGCCAGGAGGUCUUCUCAAAGUAGCUGAAGUCAGCAGCCGCUUUGAGGAUAUUCGGACCUUUUUGGGGGCUGUGACCAAACUCGGCUUUAAGAUUAUCUACAAGGACCUGACCAACAGCCACUUCUUCUUGUUUGACUUUGAAAAGACUGGACCUCCUCGAGUAGGACCCAAAGCCCAACUCUCAGGCCUUAAACUUCAGCCCUGUCUCUACAAGCGCAGGUGACCGAUGGACACCCAUUGGAAGGGGAGAGCUCGGACUCCAGUCUCAGAACUCUGAAGACUGUAUCUACCCAGGCUACGAGCCAGGAUCUGGUACCACCCUCCUUCUGUACCAAGAACACUGUGGUAAAGCCUCCAGCUCAGCUCUACUCUAAUGGAGCCUUCUUGGAUACAGAAAGCAUAAAAUUACUUGGGCAGGCUCAAGAAUGAGGUGUUUAUUGUGAGGGCAUGGAUGUGUCUAAUAAUUGUGGGUCACUUCAGUAUUGUGGAAACUAGUCGGCUGAGAACUGAUGGAUCUCUGGGUUUGCUUUCUCUUCAUCUCUCAGAAGGCACAUGGGCUCUCUGCUGUGUUGUCUUCUGGCCAGUAUUGUCCACCUCUGCUCAUCCAUAGUUUCUGCUCCUUCAGCUUCAAGACUGCAGACAGGCAGUUUUUGCCUUAUGGCAGGUCCCAAUGCUAGUUUGCCACUUGGGGCUGGGAGUUAUUUAAUUUCUUUGUUUCUUGGAGCUGGGAAUCAUCUAAUUUUUUUCUGUGUUGCUGUUAUUGUUGUUGUUGUUGUUUUGAGACAGCAUCUCACACUAGUCCAAGCUGACCUCAAACAAAACAAAUGGCAAUCCUCUUGCCUCAGCCUCCUGAUUAUUGGGAACACAGGCAUGGGCCACCAUAUUUAGCUGAAGAAAUCAUUUACUUUCUGAAUAUUCCAUUUCUCAUUUGAAAAAUGUAACCUUCUUGUCUUACAGUAUGUUAUAUGGGUUCACUGAGGAAAGCUACAGCUAGAGCUGGGACUAGUAAGAGGUGCUGAAUAAACCAGCUAUGGCUAUGUG